Rhagoletis pomonella (apple maggot) is the source of this 3036-nucleotide messenger RNA. Its product is annotated as pancreatic triacylglycerol lipase. The coding region runs from base 732 to 2342 and encodes 536 amino acids. Gene Ontology annotation, biological process: lipid metabolic process. The record is from RefSeq and is a predicted model, not a curated record. Gene Ontology annotation, molecular function: carboxylic ester hydrolase activity; lipase activity. The transcript has 5 exons. Lineage: Eukaryota; Metazoa; Arthropoda; Insecta; Diptera; Tephritidae.
AACGCUUGCGAGCUGUUGGCGGCCUUACGAUCACUUACGAUCGAUCGGUUCGACUUGGUUUCGCAGCAGAAGAUUGAGCGCGUCACGGUACACGUACAUAAAUAUCAAUAAAAUUGCCGCAACUCCGCUAAUUCAAUUCAGUAUUGCGGCGUUUUUCAAACAAGACAGAUGAGCUUAAAAGAAUUGGAACCAAAGUCGACAACGGAUGAAUACCUAAGUCAAAGCGCAUCGGCAGUGAAUGGACGAAGCGAAAGUUGAAUAAAAAAAAGAUUUACAUAUAAACAAAAUAUAUACAUAUUUUCAUACAUAAGAAGGAAUAAAAAACAGCACUUAAAGAACGGAAAGUGAAUCGCCGACUUAAUGAUAGAAGAUUUCAUAAUUUAUAUAACUAGUAUAGCAAAAAUCUGCGCAUUAAGGAAAAUAGACUUUUGCUAAAACAAAAGUGAAGACUGUAUACUUUUCCGAUUGCAAUUCUUGAAAAUAAUUAAAUUUUAAUCGCUUAAUAGUAAUGUGUUAAAAAAAGGAAAAAAAUGUGCUGUGAAUAAUUAAUUCGAAAACUAUUUUUGGGCAGUGAUCGUUGCAUUGCUAAAAUGUGAAUAACUGUUAAAAUAACAACAUUAACAUAAAAACUAAUAAGGUUGUGAGAAGACAUUAAAAUAAGCAAAUAAAAAAGUAAUAAUUGCUGGUGAAAUAUUUACUAAAGAACAACAAAAAAAAACAACAAACUCAGAAUGUACAUAUCAAACUCCACUGGUGGUCUAAUGCUACAGACGAUGCUCUAUUUGGCAAACCAGACCAGUAGAGCUGCAGUGAAUACCUUAGUCGAUCUGCCGCCAUCACAGAAGAGUGAUGUCAAUGAAGUUAAAUGUUAUGGUGUUUAUGGUUGCUUUCCAUUGGAUGGGCCAUGGACUACACCGACGCGGCAGAUCAACGUACAUCCGCAUAAACCUUCACAAAUAGAGCCACAUUUUACGUUGCAUACGAGGCGGAACUUAGAUCAGCCGAAAUUUAUAGAUCUCAAUGAUCCAGAGGCUGUGACACAUUUGGGCAUAAAUCCAGAGGGAAAGAUUUUCCUGAUCUCACAUGGUUAUAUAGAAAAUGGACUUGUAGAGUGGAUGAAAGAUAUGGCCAAAGCUUUGUUGCACAGCGAGGAGGAGGGUAAUGCCGCUGUCAUACUAAUCGACUGGGGUGGCGGCUCCAACCCACCAUACGUGCAGGCGGUCGCAAAUAUACGGCUAGUCGGCGCCAUCGCUGCACAUGUCAUACAUAUGAUCUACGAGGAGCUGCACCUGCCGGACUUGCGCAAUGUGCACUUCAUCGGCCACUCGCUUGGCUCACACCUGGCUGGCUAUGCCGGCUAUCAUUUGCAACGUGAUUUUGGUCUUAAACUUGGCCGCAUUACUGGCCUGGAUCCAGCGGGACCACUUUUUGCCGACACUGAGUCCAUUGUGCGACUAGAUCGUUCAGAUGCAGACUUCGUCGAUGCUAUACAUACGGAUGCAAAUCCCUUUUUGAAAGGUGGUUUAGGCAUUUUCCAACGUGUCGGCCAUGUUGAUUUCUACCCGAAUGGUGGUUCGGAAAAUCCCGGCUGUGAUGUGCGACUGCAGGAUUAUAUGAAAGGACGCAAGAGUUCGGUGUUCUUGAGCAUGCAGGAGUUCUUGAGCUGUAACCAUAUACGUAGCUAUCAGUAUUUCACCGAGAGUGUGUUGAGCAAGUGUCCUUUCUUGGGCAUCACAUGUGAGUCGUAUGAGGCGUUCAAGGAGGGGAUGUGCGCGCGUUGCAAUGAAGAUGGACAGCUUUGCAUGCGCAUGGGCUUCCACACCUACACGGACUACAAAGAGCUGUCAGCAGCUGGUGCGUUAGAAGCGAAUAAGCCGCCAGUGUUGUACCUGACAACGGCCGAUAAGAGACCCUUCUGUCGCAAUCAUUACAAGAUUACAGUGCGCGUAUCCGGUCACGAUGAGAGCACGAUGCACGGUGGCGAGAUUGGCACCAUCUCAGUGCGGCUGCAUUCCAAAACGCACGGGAAAAAAUCCAACGCCGAACGUAUACGUUUCUCCCAGAAGGCUAUGUACUUUGAGCCAGGUUUCGAAUAUAGCGCCAUGGUGUCGGGAAGGGAUGUAGCCGAUCCGGCGCAACACGCCUCGGUUUUCUGGGAAUAUCAAACAAAUUUCCUGAAUCCACUCACAUGGCGUAUCCUCGCUUCGCCGCGUAUUUACCUCGAUUAUGUAAUAAUUGAGUCGCUGGAGCAUCCCGAAAUGCAGCUGCAAUUGUGUCCGCUGAAAGAGAACCCUGUGAUAUCUGGCACAGAGAAUAUCAUGCAGGAGAAGUACUGCCAGUGAUUCUAGCAUACUUGAUAGUCUCGAUAUUUUCACGUAAAAAUGCAUUUAAGUUACACGAAUUGCAACGCCCGGAAAACAUAACAAACAUGGCAAACGCAAAGGAAAGGAAAGAAGAGAAAAGAAGAAGAAAUUUCCCAGUUCGGCUGACUUCCGGUUGUGCAUUUGGUCCCAAACCGAUUCCACAACUUGGCUUGCGGCGACAUCUAGUGCUUCGUUCAGGCGAAUAUGACGUCGGUUACUUCACACAGAUGUCGCCUGAUAGUCACACUAGCCACUGCACAAACCAUUUGAGAAGAGUUUGAGCUCUUCUCUUCUCAGAGAUAAAAAUAUACUCUUCUCGUUUUCGGAGAAGAUUUUGACGUGCCGUUCUCAUCCCAUCCGAAUGUGUAGAGAAGGAAUUGCUUGUUAGCGAAGCAAUUUAUUGAUGAGUAGCCUGCGGAUUUUUAUGCAGAACACGGAGCCUAAAAAUAUGUACCCCAUAACUAUGAGCAAAAUGUAUACAAAUUUAUUUAUUUUGCUUACACUUAAGUGAUACAUAUUGUUAGGCUACGUUUUCUGCAUAAAAAUCCGCAGUCAAUUGUUGAGUGACCAUUCCGAAAGGAAUUUGGAGUGAAAUCAUUUGUAGAUACAUAUAUACAUAUAUGUACAUACUUACAUAUGUACAUAAUACAUACAUGCAUCCAUACAUAUGUAU